This is a messenger RNA of Astyanax mexicanus (Mexican tetra), 3086 nucleotides long. Its product is annotated as rho GTPase-activating protein 11A. The transcript is spliced from 9 exons. The record is from RefSeq and is a predicted model, not a curated record. Bases 130 to 1947 code for a protein of 605 amino acids. Gene Ontology annotation, biological process: signal transduction. NCBI's taxonomy places the organism in Eukaryota, Metazoa, Chordata, Actinopteri, Characiformes, Acestrorhamphidae.
GCUAGGAGCUACGCUAGUUCGAGCAGGUUUAGGAUGAGGUAAUACGCGAGAGAAACAUGGUAAACUCUCCGUGUAGGAGUGUUUCAUUCAUUUUCUAUAAGACUUAAAGCUAAAUAAAGAGUACGAAACAUGAAGCCGGACGACAGGAAGGUGUUGAGAGGUGCUGUGUUGAGACAGCUUCGUUCAGAGCACGGAAUUCACCUGAAACUGACGAGUUUAGAGAGGACUGAGAGCAGCCGUGCACCAACAUGCCCUCAGAGUAAGCUGUUUGGUGUGCCCCUUCAGCAUCUGCAGAUGAGGAACGUAGAUCAUUAUGGGUUGGUUCCAUGUUUUUUAGUAAACUGUUGUAAGCUUCUGUUGAAACAUGCUGGUUCUGAGGGCUUGUUUAGGAAAUCUGGCUCUGUUGUGCGUCUGAAGGCCUUAAGAGCAAGACUUGACAAAGGGGAAGACUGCUUAUCCACCUCCCUGCCGUGUGAUGCGGCCAACCUGGUCAAGCAGUUCUUCUAUGAGCUUCCGUCUCCAGUUUUCCCUGCAGUUUUACUGCAGGCUUUCACAAAAGCGCAGCGUCUGGCCACUGAUGAAGAACGGAGUGCAGCCACCCUGCUUGUGUCCUGCCUUGUGCCUGAGACGAACUUGUCUACUCUCCGCUUUUUCUUCAGUUUUCUGAAGCAAGUCUCUCUGAGGGCAUCUGAGAAUAAAAUGGACAGCUACAACCUGUCCGUAGUUUUUACCCCAAACCUCUUUCAGUUGCAAAGUACUCCUGAAUGGAAUGAUGAGUUCCACAGACUCCAUAUUGCUGUCAUCUGCACCCUUAUAGACAAUGCAUACGCUUUUGGGGUGGUUCCAGACAUUAUGAUUGCAAAUGAUGCUGCUGUAGUGGACUCCCAUCUGUCAUAUAAGGUGGUUGCUGGCUUUUCACGGAAGAGCAAAGAACGGAGAAGUUCAAAAGUUUUGUCUUUAAGCAAAGCUGAGACUCCAAAUCUCCAGGAGAAGAUUCUGUCUGAUGGUGCUGGUGAGAAAUUUCCCAGCAAGAAACGGAAAUCUUUAAGGAGAAGUUUAGGAAUGGUGCCAAGUGUGUUGUUUGGCUGCUGUUAUGAUUCCUCUUCAAGGCAAGAGGAUUCUAGUCCUUCAGUUGUACGGCACUGUAGCAAAUUGGAAAGAAAAGGCUGUUCAAAGCUGCGCAGGAGUGUAAAAAGAGUUAUGUCCAACACCUUUUGCUGUGGUGCAUCAAGUCCUAUAGAAAAGAGCCUCCCUGACUCUCCUGUGGCAUCAUGCUGGCUUCAGCCCUACCAGGAUACACCUGUUGGCCUUUGCCUAAAGAAGCAAAUUUCUGUUGCUGAGUCUGUCUCUAAAAAAACAGAAAUCAGAAGUGUAUUUAAAAAUCUGUUCUGUGCCUCGGCCACAGACAGUCCAGAAGACCAGAAGUGUCUCACUCAGGAUGAGAUUACGCUUUCAGUGAGUCAUUCAGACAAUGCCUCUGUAUGCUUGGGUGUUCCCCCUUUGAAGGACAGUAGUGCCAUUUCAGGCCUGGACUGUCAAGGUCGACAGGUUGUUGAUGCUGACCAAAGACAAGUGAAUAAAGAGAAGGAGUUUAUUCUUUCUGUGAAGCGCUCAAAAUCUAAACUGUUGAGCAGACUGACCAGCAAUUUGGAUUUAUCCCCUUCAUCAGGUCCACUGAUUGCACUUGAUGGUGGCACAGAUACUGAUGCUUGUAAAGAUGAUCUGAUGGAAGUGAGUGAAUCUCAUCCAUGUACUACAAAAACAUCAGGAACUUCCAAACUGAGGGCAGUGCAUCCUGUUGAAAAGUAUAACAAACUCCAGUUAAAGCCAGCGGUGCCUAAAGUGGCCAAAGUGAUUCGUUCUCCCUUAAAAUUUCAUCGCACCCCUGUUUACCAGUAUGUGAAGCGGAUUAAUUCUCAUUUGAAAUGUGGACCGAUCUUAAAGUGAGCAACAUUUCUCUAGCUAAAUGGUGAAAAUAGUUUUUACUUUAUUAUAUGAAUAAGACCUUAAGAGUCUGUUCUCAGAUGAAAUGUACAGUCUACUCUGAACAGUUCAGUUUAUCAUUGUAAUUGAUGUUUGAAUUUAGUUUUUAUUGAAGAGAAUGAACGAUUAGGCUAUGGUUAUGUAUGGUGUGAAAAAUAAGGAAUAACGGUCAUUUUAAGUCAUGUUGAUAUGCUGUGUAAUGUGUAAAAUGUACAUUCACUUUUUGUUUAAAGAAUUUCUUAAAAAAAUAAAAAUUAACCAAUAUUAUUGAAUGUGUGCAAUUUGUGCUGCUAAUCAGGGCCUGAACUUUUUCAUUUUAUUUGUUUUAUUUAUAGAAAUUAGCACAUAAACAUCAUCAAAUAAUGAAAAUGCAACAAAAGAAAAAUGUAAGAUGUAGGUGUUCUUUAGAGUAAAUCAGAGAAAGCUGCUGUUCAAACAGAUCUAUGUAGUAGUGAGUUCAUAGAGAACCAGCACAUUUAGUCAUCGUCAAUUAAUGACCAAUUGUCUUUAGGGUUUGCAUCCAUGUGCACAUGCAUAUGAUUAUAUUCAUUAGAACAAUUAAAAUUGAUGCAACAUUUCCUUUUUUACUUCCCAGUUAAUUAUGUUGGUCUAUCAUGUACAAUUCCAAUAAAAAACAUUUAAGUUUGUGUGUUAUUUGCACUGUACUGUAUAUAGAUUCACUAGUUUAUCUUGUAACCAAUAGCAUUUGCAUCUUGCAUCUUUUUUGCCUUGUAGUUUAUUGAUGACUUCUCCAUCGCCUAAACAUCUAUAGCUACCUAUUUUCCCUUUUUUAUUGCUUUUAAUUGUAUUGUUUUUAAGCUACUGGAUCUCUUAAUAUUCAUUCAUCCCUCCAUUUCUCUCAUAGGGUUCUGCCAUACCUUAUUGUAAACCAUAUAUAGUGACAGGAAUAUUGUGAUUAAAAGAAAUCCAUAGGACAGCAGUAAUGUGUCUUGAAAGUAGUCUAUGCUGUAUUUGGUAUUUGCUAUUUACUGUGAAGCUUUGAGGGUGUUUUUGUAUAACUGUGUUUGCAGUUAAUAUGCAUGCAGUACUUGUUCUGCACUUUAGUAUUUUUGUAGAUUUUCUUUGCUACAUUACAGUGUUUU